AUGAUGAAGGUAGUGGAGAAAUGCAUCGGCAGUGCCUUCUCUGUUAGCGCUAUCCCUGUACUGAAGGACAACUAUACAUACAUCAUUCAUGAUAAAACCACAAAUACACUGGCGGCUGUGGAUGUCUCGGGCGAUCUCACACCUGUUUUGGAUUACAUUAAACACUUAACAAGUGAGAUGAACACUCACAAUAAUAAUAAUAAUAAUAAUAAUAAUAAUAAUAAUAAUAAUAAUAAAGUAUCACCCGAAUUUCGAACAAUUCUCAGUACGCAUAAACACUGGGAUCACACCGAUGGAAAUACAAAACUCCCCCAGCGUGUACAGACAAAUGGUCCAUUUCGUAUUGUGGGUGGAGUGAAUGAUCAUGUGCCUGGAGCCACACAAACAGUGCGAGAGGGAGACACAUUAAUGAUUGGAGCCCUGCAAGUGGAAGUAUUGGAUACUCCCUGCCAUACAAAAGGACAUGUGAUGUAUAAAGUAUAUUAUCCACAAGCCAAGAAUGAUGGAUGUGCGCUCUUUACAGGAGAUACAAUGUUUAUUGGGGGAAUAGGGGCAUUCUUUGAGGGAAAUGCGGCAGAGAUGUGUCGGGCUUUAGAGAAAGUGUAUCAUCUGAAUAGUAAGAAUAACAGUGAAGAGGCGGAUCAACAUACCUUUAUUUUUCCUGGUCAUGAAUAUACAACGAAAUUCCUUGAAUUUACAUGUGCGACUUUAUCCGCUUCUCAUCCCGAUGCGAAGUUUACCGCAGCACAAUUGGAACGAUAUAAGAAGAGUGUUGCUCAACACACACCAACAGUGCCGAGUACACUUGCAGAGGAGAAGCGGCAGAAUUUAUUUUUGCGAACAUGUGAUGAGAAAUUUGUUCGGGAAAUGAAACAUGGUAGUACUUCAGAGGCACUCAUGCAAUAUUUGUAUGAUACCUGUCCUUAA
Trypanosoma theileri is the source of this 927-nucleotide messenger RNA. Its product is annotated as putative hydroxyacylglutathione hydrolase. The coding region runs from base 1 to 927 and encodes 308 amino acids. The transcript has a single exon. The record is from RefSeq and is a predicted model, not a curated record. Gene Ontology annotation, molecular function: hydroxyacylglutathione hydrolase activity. NCBI's taxonomy places the organism in Eukaryota, Euglenozoa, Kinetoplastea, Trypanosomatida, Trypanosomatidae.